This is a messenger RNA of Monoraphidium neglectum, 963 nucleotides long. RefSeq lists its product as hypothetical. The record is from RefSeq and is a predicted model, not a curated record. NCBI's taxonomy places the organism in Eukaryota, Viridiplantae, Chlorophyta, Chlorophyceae, Sphaeropleales, Selenastraceae. The transcript is spliced from 2 exons. Bases 1 to 963 code for a protein of 320 amino acids.
AUGGGCGCGCUCGGCGACGGCGCCGCGGUCGUCGCGCCGCCGGGCGACGCGGCCGCGGCCGCGGCUCCGGGCUGCUCCGCGGCGGCGGCGGCUGCGAGCGCAGCUGCAAUGUCCAUUGUCGGCUCGCCGGCGUCCACGGCUGCCGCUGGGCUGCUCGCACGCUCUUGCGGCGCUGGCUCGUUGGCAGCCCCGUCGCCCGCACCUGAGUUAGGCAGGCCAAAGCAGAGGGAGCCGCACGCGGUAGACGGCGAGGCUCCGUUGGCGGCCCCGCUGCGCAGCGCCGACGGCUGCGGCGAGCGGCUGGGGGAUGCGCACGGCGCGGCUGCCUCCGCGCCAGCGCUGGUCGGGGCGGGCACUGCGCUGCCAAAGCUGAUGGAGCCCUGUGGCACCCCCGUGGAUGAUGGGGAUGGCGGCGCAGCAACCGACGGCGCAGCGGCCCUCGGCGAGUGCCGCGGGCUGGCGGCUGGCGGCGGGGACGCCGCGCCCGCUGCGCUGCGCAGCGCCGACGACUGCGGCGACCGGCUGGCGGGCGAGUGCGGCGCGGCUGCAGCAGCGCUGGUCGGCGCAGGCACAGCGCUGCCAAAGCUGAUGGAGCCCUGCGGCACCCCCGUGGAUGACGGGGAUGACGGCGCAGCGGCCAAUGGCGCGGCAGCCCGCGGCGAGCGCCGUGGGCUGCCUGCCGGCGGCAGGGACGCCGCGGCCGGUGAACGCCUGGCAGGCGAGUGCGGCGCGGCUGCAGCAGCGCCCACGCUGGUCGGCGCGGGCACUGCGCUGCCAAAGCUGAUGGAGCCCUGCGGCACCCCCAUGGAUGACGGGGAUGACGGCGCAGCGGCCAAUGGCGCGUCAGCCCGCGGCGAGCGCCGUGGGCUGCCUGCCGGCGGCAGGGACGCCGCGCCCUCAGCGGCGCCAGGCGCGGCGGCGGCGGCGGCCGGCGGCGGCGCGCCGCUGCGGGCCAAGGGGUGA